Linum tenue is the source of this 3761-nucleotide messenger RNA. The record is from the annotation of a GenBank genome assembly. NCBI's taxonomy places the organism in Eukaryota, Viridiplantae, Streptophyta, Magnoliopsida, Malpighiales, Linaceae.
GAAUUUACAGGUUUCGUGUAAAGUUUUGAGUAAAAGUGCAAUGCAUUUUUAUUUUUGCAGACAAUUGUAGGUUAAAGAAUAUAAAUUAUUACUGGUUGUUUAGGGAUUUUUUCAGAAGAUGCACGUUUAUGUCGCUUGUAAUGUAUAUAGUUGUAGACAUUCAUAAUUUUUUCUAACCUUAUUUUAAUGGUUAGAGAAGCAGUUGCAAGAGACAAGCCGAAACUCAAAUUUUACAGAAAAGUAUUUAUUGAAAGAUGGGGGCAAUUUCGAGGACUAUUUUUCCUGCAUGUGAAAGCUUGUGUUUCUUCUGUCCUUCAUUGAGGGCAAGGUCCAGACACCCUCUUAAACGCUACAAGAACUUGCUUUCUGAUAUAUUUCCUCGAUCCCCAGAUGAGCAACCAAAUGAUAGAAAGAUUGGUAAAUUAUGCGAAUAUGCUUCUAAAAAUCCUCUUCGAAUCCCAAAGAUCACGACUUCGUUGGAGCAAAGAUGUUACAAGGAUCUGAGAAAUGAGCAAUUUCACUCAGUGAAAGUCGUUCUAUGCAUAUACAGGAAAUUAUUGAUUUCUUGUAGGGAGCAGAUGCCAUUGUUUGCAAGUAGCUUACUCGGAAUUGUUCACAUUCUAUUGGAUCAAACACGCCAUAAUGAGAUACGAAAAUUAGGAUGCCAUGCUCUAUUUGACUUUGUAAAUAACCAGAUAGAUGGCACAUAUGUCUUCAAUUUAGAUGGUUUAGUUCCAAAACUGUGUGCUUUAGUACAGGAGAUGGGGGAGGAUGAGAAGAUAAAUGAACUUCGGUCAUCAGGGCUUCAGGCUCUUUCAGCCAUGGUGUGGUUCAUGGGUGAAUUCUCUCAUAUUUCAGCAGAUUUUGACAAUGUUGUCUCUGUUGUCUUGGAAAAUUAUGAAGCACAAAAAGGAUCAAAUAAUGAAAUGAUGAACACAAACGUUGAACAAAGUUCCCCUUCUCCCAACUCUGUGACAACCAUCCCCUCGUGGAGAAGCAUUGUUAGUGAGAAUGGAGAACUAAUUAACAUAUCUCUGGAGGAGUCCCAAGCUCCCUCAUUUUGGUCCAGAGUUUGUUUGCGGAACAUGGCUCAACUAGCAAAGGAAGCUACGACUAUGCGACGUGUUCUUGAAUCUUUGUUUCGCUACUUUGACAGUGGUGAUUUAUGGGCUCCUGAUGAUGGUCUUGCCCUCUCUGUACUAUUGGAUAUGCAAUCAAUAAUUGAGAAUUCUGGACAUAACACACAUUUUGUUUUGGCCAUCCUAAUCAAGCAUCUUGAUCACAAGAAUGUUCUGAAGAAGCCUACCAUGCAACUCGACAUUGUUAGUAUUUCCACUUCUCUUGCUCAAGCAACCAAGCCCCAACAGUCUUUAGCUAUUGUUGGCGCAUUGAGUGACAUGAUGAGGCACCUUAGAAAAAGCAUACACUGCUCCCUAGAUGAUUCUGCUCUGGGGAAUGAGGUAAUAGAGUGGAAUCGUAAAUUUCAAGAGGCAGUGGACGAGUGCCUUGUACAAUUAUCACAAAAGGUUGGAGAUGCAGAUCCUAUUCUUGAUGUGAUGGCUGGAAUGUUGGAGAACAUGUCAACCAUUACAGUCAUGGCAAGAACCUUAAUUGCAACUGUUUAUCGUACUGCUCAGAUUGUUGCAGCCAUUCCAAAUUUAUCCUAUCAUGAUAAGGCAACAUUUAACUUCAUUAUUUACUUCUUUGCAUUUCCCGAAGCAUUAUUUUUCCAGUUACUUCGAGCGAUGGUCUAUGAUGAUCACGAAACGCGGGUGGGUGCACAUCGUGUAUUCUCUGUUGUCCUUGUCCCAUCCUCUGUAUGUCCUCGUACCGGAAAUGGUUCUAUAAUAGCAAACAAAUCAGCAGAUAUCCAAAGAAUGCUUUCAAGAACAGUGUCUGUAUUUUCUUCCUCAGCUGCACUCUUCGAAAAGCUAAAACGAGAAUCAAAUUCCUCUAUAAAAAAUACCAAAGAUGAAAGCAAGGAUAAAUUUAUGGACUGUUAUGAUGGUCCUAUGAAGAAUUCUCCUUCUAUGAUGAGUAGAUUGAAGUCCUCAUAUAGUCGAGCUUAUAGCAUACAGGAGCCUACUCCACCACUGCCAGGAGAUUUGAGUACUAUGAGUGUUACAGAGAAAGAACAGAUAGUAUCCCUUAGGUUGAGUAGUCGGCAGAUAGGACUUCUACUUUCAUCAAUUUGGGCACAAUCCCUCUCACCUCUUAACACGCCUGCAAAUUAUGAAGCCAUUGCUCAUACUUAUAGCCUGACAUUGUUAUUUGCAAGAACUAAGAACUCCUCGAAUGAGACUCUAAUUCGGAGUUUCCAGCUUGCAUUCUCUCUAAAGAGCUUUUCACUUGCAGGAGAAGGAGCAUCAUCUAUGAUUAUUUUUACAUCCAAAGCCUACAACAUUCCUCCACUUGUUUCCACCACUAAAGCUGCAAUGACAGAGAAAACGGCCGACCCAUUUCUCCAUUUGGUUGAUGAUAGCAAGUUACAAGCGGGUAACAUGGAUAUAAAUCAACCAAAUAAAGCUUAUGGCUCCAAGGAAGAUGAUGAGCAAGCAAAGAGGUCACUUUCAGCGAUCGUAACAUCAGAGAGUCAAUCUAAAGAAGCAUUGACAUCUAUGAUAAUAAAGUUUAUUAGACUACCAUCCAAUGAAGAGCCCUCCAUGCGACAACAGUUACUUAGUGAUUUUAUUCCACACGAUUCAUGUCCUCUGGGAGCUGAAUUGUUCAUGGAUGUACAAGAAAGCAAGUCGAUACCAAAAGAAACAAAAAAUGAACAAUCUGACAAGGAGGCAUCACCAUUGUUCACAAUUGAUGACAAUGCACCAUCAACAACAGAGGGUCAAGCAGAAGUUGAUAAGCAACAAGCUACUGAAAUCCCGAGCCUCAUUAGUGUAGUUGACCUUAUAACUGCAGUAAGCAUUAGGAACAUUGCAAGUAGGUUAACAUGCAGAACAAAAAUCAUAUUAUUAAAAUUACUCAUUUUGAAAAUGCAGGUGUCUGAAACAACAAAUCAAGUUGGUAGAUCAUCAGUCUCAACACCACCUCACAUACCUUACAUGGAAAUGGCUGGCCAUUGUGAAGCUCUUUCUACCGGAAAGCAGCAAAAGAUGUCUAUUGUAUUGGCCGUCCAUCAGAGGCAAGAAAGCUUGGUAAAAAUAUCGGUCGUUGAGCAAAACAAGCCCAAACAUAAUCCAUUUGAUCUUCCCAUUGAACAGAGUGGAAACCCAUUCAUCAACCAAAACUUCUUUGAAGAUUUGCAACAUGCAUCUAGUGCAAGUGGCACAAUGCUUUGUGGAACUGAGUAUCAACAUCACCAAUACUUCCACUUGCCAGCAUCUAAUCCAUAUGAUAAUUUUCUUAAGGCCGCUGGAUGUUAAAGACUCAAAGAAUGCAUGCAUCAGAUAAAGUUGCGGAACCACCAGAAAUGAUGCUUCGAGAUAACGCUAUAGACAUACGCAAGAGCAUCUUUGUAAACUACCAAAAGGUUGUGUUGAUAUCAAUAGGGAAAUGAAGAAAAGAUGCAUCCUUAUGGGAAGAGAUUGCUCCUUAAGAGAAUCAAUAGUCAUUAUUGAUUGCAGAUUGACAAUCAGGUGUCGUUUUGAUGAAAUCGAUAAUGCCGACUAACGUCAGAGUAAUAAGCUUGACUUGAUAUAAUAAUGGCAUGAUUUAGAAGGGAAGUGGUUUCUUUAAAUGUUAUGUGUAAGAAAUGUGCACCUUGACUAAUAUAAAGCUAUCAUUCAUUUGGUUAUUGUAAGAAA